AUGUCAAAUCAUCCAUCAAGCAUCGCAGUCUUCAAAUAUCUGGUGCCAGUACUAGUUGCCCUUGUUGCCAUGAAGUAUCAAACGAAAAAUGAGGAUCCAUUUGAAGCACGCCCAAUAAACAUGUGGUGCUUCUGUAUAGCCAUAUGCAUCUACUGUCUUGCAAAGGGAAGAAGAAAUAAAAUUCAAAGUAGUGUUGCAAACUACUCACCAAUCAUAGACCAUGUUAUUCUCCUCUUUGGAGUUCUUGCUUCGGUCUCACUAAUAUCGGUCCUCCUCCCACGCAUCCCCGAGUUAUUGACUUUUGCUGUAAUACUAGUUGUGCUAAUAAUAGUAGCAUUGAAUAAACACAAGCGUGGGUGUUGUUGGCUCUGUGAUGGAAUAGCCAAUCUGGUUACCUACAUUCCCGAUAUUCUGAAUUGGUCCACCCAAAGCAACAUAGCAGCGCAGCCAAAUCCAUCUCCACAAGUAAAUGCUUCACUGGAUGAUCUGAAAAUAGCCUAUAGAAAAGAAGCCAUCAAGAACCAUACUGUCAAGGGUGGUUUUCCUGAAAAGAUGCAGUUUGUGUUGAAGUUGUUGAUGGGUCGUUAUAGAUCAGCGCCAUCAAUAUAUUUUCUCCGGGCUUCCUUUGGUGAUGGGGCAUUAGAAGGACAGAUGGUGGUUGAACCCCAGUGUGUUGCGUUUCUUAUGAAGUUUGAAUACAGAAUCCUGCCGGUGGUGUGGGAUGAGUCUCAGGAAGUCUGUUCAGCAAGGGAGAAUCGAUGCCUAUGCUGCUAUGGACAUGGAAUCGAACUUGUUCUGCCCAAGCGAGCUCCAAAACAAGCUCUGGAAGACUCCACCUAG
Ilex paraguariensis (yerba mate) is the source of this 840-nucleotide messenger RNA. The record is from the annotation of a GenBank genome assembly. NCBI's taxonomy places the organism in Eukaryota, Viridiplantae, Streptophyta, Magnoliopsida, Aquifoliales, Aquifoliaceae.